This is a messenger RNA of Suillus clintonianus, 914 nucleotides long. RefSeq lists its product as uncharacterized. The record is from RefSeq and is a predicted model, not a curated record. Lineage: Eukaryota; Fungi; Basidiomycota; Agaricomycetes; Boletales; Suillaceae. The coding region runs from base 1 to 828 and encodes 275 amino acids. The transcript is spliced from 2 exons.
AUGGCUGCUCUUCCUUUCGAGCUGGAGCAAGGCAUUUUCGAAAACGCUGCCAACAGUGAUCGUCGGUCGGCCUUGAGCCUGGUCUUGGUGGCUCGGCGGGUACAGUUCUGGGUAGAACCUGUGGUUUACAAGUGCGUUGCACUGAAAUACGGAGGUAGUGAAUCAGCAAGAGUCCUCGAGGGAUUUAUUUCUGCCCUCAAGACCAGGCCCGCCUCGUUUUUUGCUAGAUAUGUCAAGACGCUUCUCCUCUCUGACAUUCCUGCAUGUUACAUGAUGGAGAUUCUUGCAGUCUGCACUGGCCUUACAGAUCUUAGAAUCUGGCCACACACGCCGUCACCCGUCACGCACUUUGUAGUUACCAGCUCCAUCCGCCCCACUCAUCUGUCUUUUUCUGCCGAGCACCUUGCAGCCCGUGGUCGCGGUCCCAACUUUGCCCUCCCAUUUUACCAAGAACUUACGCAUAUGGAAUUACAUGAUACCUGGGGGCAGUUAAUGACCUGGGCACCAAACUUUGCAAUGCUCCCGCAUCUGACACACCUCGCUCUGGUGUUUGGUUCCCCAUUCUCGUGCGGCUCUGUAGCUAGCUAUGGCCUAAACGCCAUAUUGGCGAAUUGCAGCAAGCUGAAGGUCUGCGUGCUUCGUUGCAUGCUCAGUGAGGAUGAACUUCGGUUUGGGCAGGAUGCUGUGAUUGCCAAUUCCAUCGUAGAUCCCCGCGUCGUGGUCGUGGGUUGGCACCGUUCACGGGCGAGGUGGGCGGAUGGUUUAUGGAACGAGAAGACAGAUUUGUGGAACAAAGCUGAGGGUCUUCAUCGCCACACGAUGAUGUGAAGAGGUCAAAAUCAGUCUUCGGGAUAAUCAUUUUCGUCCUGCAGUAGUAUAGGACGAAGAUGCCAGUGGACACCGUCAUCUAUGCG